Messenger RNA from Porites lobata, 1019 nucleotides. The record is from the annotation of a GenBank genome assembly. Lineage: Eukaryota; Metazoa; Cnidaria; Anthozoa; Scleractinia; Poritidae.
AUGAGAUUGGCCUGCUUCCAUUGUUUUCACCAAUCUUGCAUUUCAUCGCAUGAUUGUUGCCCGAUCUGUCUGGUUCCACUGAAGAAAAAAGGUAGAAAAAUUAGUGAACACAUUCAACACUGGACUGCUAACUUCUAAUGAUACUCUUUGCUUUUGAAAGCAAUGAAGACAUUCAGGAAGAGGAAAGAAUUAGUACACCAGCAGCCAUGAGUGUGACAGAGGCUCAGUCAUUUUAUUCCUCAGCAGAAUGGGUUCUGAAGGUUGACAGCACAGUGAAUAGUUAUGCAGCAAUCCCUCUUCCAUCCCAUCCAAACCACAAUCACUCUUCAGCCCAGCCAACAGUACAUGAAUCCAACUCUAAUACCCCAUCUCAUGUUCUCACACCCAUUACCAUCCAACCCUAUCACAAUGGUAAUGUCACCUACUGGUCUUUCCCACAUAUCAUUUCUCAAUCUACAAUCCUUGGAAGAACAGGAAGUAAUGCAUGCACAUUCAUUGCCCUUUUAUUUAGCAAAAUGUUUUUUUCACCCAAUGUCAACAUUCCAACAAUUGGGAGUCCACUAAGCCAGACAUGGGUCUAUCAGAUAGUUGUGCAAGGCAUUUUGGCUGGGAACUCUAUCUAUGACUCAGUAACAAGUACACCUCGAACAUUUGGUGUGUUGGAGGCACUUCAAACCUCUAGUGUUUUAAAUAACAUCAUUGGAAAUACUACUGUGGGACCUGAACUGCCCGUUAGCAUUGUCCCUGAGACGAAUCCCACAGCUUCUUUGCCUUACUACUGGAGACAAGCUCUAGCCAAAGGGCGAACAACAUCAGUAUUUAUCUUACGGUCCAACACAGUUGUCUUUAUUCCAACAACACAGGGAGUUUUUCUUUUAGACAGUCAUUUUCAUGGGAACAGUGGGGCCCAAGUUGCCUUUACAGAGUGGCAGCAUUCAUUUGAACUUCUCUCUUGGUAUAAGAGAAUUAAUGGCUUUCAAUACACACUUGGAACUGUCACCAACGUGACGUUCAACUAG